Messenger RNA from Ctenocephalides felis (cat flea), 823 nucleotides. Its product is annotated as zinc finger protein 92-like. The transcript has a single exon. The coding region runs from base 45 to 815 and encodes 256 amino acids. NCBI's taxonomy places the organism in Eukaryota, Metazoa, Arthropoda, Insecta, Siphonaptera, Pulicidae. The record is from RefSeq and is a predicted model, not a curated record.
CAAUAGGUAUAGCAAUCAUCAAGUUUUAGGAGGAAAACCUUGACAUGAAUAGGGAGCGUCCUUAUAACUGUGAGCUAUGCAUUAAAACUUUCAAAACUGCACAAUCAUUAAAACAACAUGAAAUUGUCCAUGUCGAAGAACGACCUUAUAAGUGUGAGAUAUGUGAUAAAACAUUCAAAACGAAGCAUAUGUUGAAACAACAUAAAUUAGUACAUAUCGAAGAACACCCUCAUAAGUGUGAGACAUGUGAUAAAACAUUCAAAACGAAAUAUAUGUUGAAACAACAUGAAAUAGUCCAUAUUGAAGAACACCCUCAUAAGUGUGUGAUAUGUGAUAAAACAUUUAAAACGAAGUAUAUAUUAAAACAACAUGAGAUGACCCAUAUGGGAGAACCUUAUAAGUGUGAGUUAUGCAAUAAAACAUUUGCAUCAAAAUACACAUUGAAUGCGCAUGCAAUGAUCCAUAAGGGAGAAAGACCUUAUAAAUGUGAGAUAUGCAACAGGUCUUAUUCAACUAAACAUUUAUUGAAACAACAUGAAAUGAUCCAUAUCAAUGUGCGACCUUAUAAUUGCGAGGCAUGUGGUAAAACAUUUAAAUCAAAAUAUAUAUUAAAACAACAUGAAAUGAUUCAUAUCGAAGAUCAGCCUAAUAAGUGUGAGAUAUGCAAUAAAUCAUUUGCAACGAAAUACAUAUUAAAUCGGCAUAAAUUGAACCACAAUGGAGGAUGCUCUCUUAAAUGUGAGGCAUGUAAUAAAAUAUUCAUAACAAAGCAAUCAUUAGAGAAACAUGAAUUGUUAAUGCAUGCUGCAGAAUGAGAUUUGUU